ACGUGAAUAGUUACUGCAUUGUCGUACUCAGGUACUGGGUUCGAAUCUCACCUCGAUAAAAACAUGGUUGUGACAUAAAGGAGUAGCCGAGGAUGAUGUUUUAUGUAUAAAAUAGAUUUUGACUCUUAAUCAAUUAAUGGAACGGCAGCGGGCAGAAAACGUCGCGUUCAUAAUACAUUAACCCCGAGGCUACAUUGUUACUCGCGACGAUGUAACAAAGGAUGUCAUCACGUCUUACUGGCUAACCGUUAGAGAUGGAAUUUUCAGGUUAAAGCGAAAAUCACUUUUAGUUGAUUUGUUAAACGUUUGGAUUUCGGGUUCAACAUGUUCAGACAAGCGUGUUUCUUGGUUACGAUUUUCUGUGCUGCGUGUUGUAUGGCAGGCAAGAACCACAACCACAAAACGCACACAACCUACUCAAACAAAAGUUUAUCGAGAAUACCUUCCAAUCUUUCUGUCACAAGGACAUCGUUGGCGUUUGACCACAAUCAUAUUAGGAACAUCACAAAUAACACUUUUGUUGGAUCAAAGCAGUUGACAAGUUUGACAAUUGCAUUUAACAAUCUAUCGCUUAUUGAAGCCAAUGCUUUCCGAGGCUUGACGCACCUGUCACGGUUAAAUCUGGACUACAAUAAAAUCACAACGGUUGAAAACUACUUUGUGCCCGAUUUGGGCAACCUGACGUAUUUAGAUUUGGCGGGAAACGAUAUUCGUAUUAUUUCACAACACGCGUUAGAUCAUUUGGUAAAAUUGAAGGUAUUAAUUCUUGGUAAAAACAGCAUCAGUUCUAUUCACAAACACGCCUUCACCAAACUAACAAAGUUACAGAUACUUGAUCUUCAGAGCAAUGAACUGACCGUUCCAUCUCAGUAUUGGUUCACAUUCAGUAAGUUGACAACACUAAAUUUUAAAGCAAAUAAUUGGAUUUGCGACUGCCAUGUACUUAAAUACCAGAGAUGGUUAAUGAAACAAUCAAGGACACAUAAUAAUCUAUACGAUAUUCAAUGCCAAGAACCACAAAGAGUGUCUGGGCACAAACUAUCUACAAUCCAUUCAAGCGGUUUAUCUUGUCCGCCUGCUACUGUGUCAGUACCUCACCAUGCACAAACAACAACAACACAUGCACAUCCACAUGUGGCUUCAACAACGACACAACAACUCAUCGAACACACACUUCAACAAAAACACAUGCGCAUCCACAUGUGGCUGCAACAACAACAACAACAACAACAACAGUUGCAACAACAACCAAAUCAACAAUUGUAAAACCUCAUCAUGUAGAAAAACACACAUACUCAAAAGGUUCCUCCAUCACUCUACAAUGUAGUAGCACAAUGUUUCCUGAUUCCAACUGGUUUCAUAAAAAGAAACAAUAUACUAAGGGUGUGAUUGGCACAAACAACUCUCUCACACUUAAAGGCUUGACUUCAUCCAGCAGUGGUUUGUAUUGUUGCAAACGUGAUAGUCAUAACUUAAGUUGUCACAAACUUGUCAUGCAACAGCAUAAGGAACAUCACACAUCACCCGUGGUUUAUGUUAUUGUUGUAUUUUUUGUCCUCCUUGUAGUAUUUGGUGCCGGAUUUUGUUUUUGGAAACGUAUUCGAAAAGCAAGAAGGGAAAGCUAUGGGUUGCUUAGUGACCAGCAUGCGUUUCAUCCAUCUGUUGAUGGAUUGUCACAUAAUAAUGACCCAAGAACAGCUUUGUGAUAUCAUAAUGAUCUGCCUUCCAGAGUGUUGUAAACAACAAGCUUGGUAGAUUUGAACAAGAAAUGCAAGACUUUAAACUGUUUUAAUACCCACAGCUAGAAGCUAACACUGCUGUGGCCCCAUUUGGGUUUCAAACCCCUGCUUAGCCUACUGUAAAAUGUUGUACAUUUUUUGAACUCUGUGUUUAUUGAUCAUAAAAUAACAUUGCUACAAAAAACAUGCGGAAAAGCGGAAACCAUAAUUAAAAGAUUGUUCCUGU
This is a messenger RNA of Ciona intestinalis (vase tunicate), 1965 nucleotides long. The record is from RefSeq and is a predicted model, not a curated record. NCBI's taxonomy places the organism in Eukaryota, Metazoa, Chordata, Ascidiacea, Phlebobranchia, Cionidae.